Molecule: messenger RNA, 1530 nt
Organism: Symbiodinium sp. CCMP2456
Lineage: Eukaryota; Dinophyceae; Suessiales; Symbiodiniaceae
Source: the annotation of a GenBank genome assembly
AUGGCUUCUGCUGGGUCAGACAUGCAGUUUCAUAUGGUGCAGGUGAGAAAUACGUUUCUGGAAGUGCAGACAUCAGAGGACGUCGGACCCAAAUCUAUUCGACCACGGCGGAGCAAGAGUUGGAGCGGCUCUUCUUCGUCCAACAGCUGUCACGAAAACAGUUCCGGAGAUGCUGAGAAAGAGCAGUGGUUCUCCGUGACAGUGAGUGGACAGGCGCACCACUCGGUGUUCGAUGAGAACUCCUCUUCAUCUUCAGCCUUGGAUCCCGAUUCGUGGGAAAACGCCAUGCAAGAGUUCAAGACCCCAUGGGAGAGUGCUAUGCAUGAGUUCCAAAGCUCAUCACAGUGCUCAUCACCGAGCUCGAGACGUCUGCCACCGCCUCCGCCUCCACCCAGGGAUGGUGCGCAGGUGGUACCUGCAGUCCAGCUUCGGAUUGAGGAGCAAAUAAAUGACGACUAUCAGCCGCAGUACGGACAGUCCAUUGGCGCGAAGGGACAUGGCCGUGGGAAAUGCACGCCGUGCACCAGGAUUUUGGUGCGACCAGGGUGCGAAUUCGGCUCCCGCUGUAUGUUCUGUCAUCUUGAGCAUUCCGACCAGAUGGACAGCAGGAAGAAUCGGCAUCGCCCUUGCAAAGCAGCACGGCAACAACACAAACAGACGAUCCAGAAAGUGUAUGAGGAGUACAAGGACAACCCCGAGAAGAAGAAGAAGGCUCUGGAGAAGCCUGCUGUCAGCAAAUAUUGCCAGAGCGAUGGUCACGAAAACAGUUCCGCGGAUGCCGAGAAAGAGCAGUGGUUUUCUGUGGCUGCCGGUGGACAGGCGCACCACUCGGUGUUCGAGGAGAACUCUUUUUCAUCUUCAUCUUCAGCUUUGGAGAGCGAAAGUUGGGACCAUGCCUUACACGAGUUCCAGAGCUCAUCGUCGGCCAGCUCUCGACGGCAGCCGCCCCCACCCAGAGAUGAUGUGCAGGGAGCACAGGCAGCUCAAUCUCGGAUGGAGGCCAUUGAGGAGUUGCUUGACGAUGACUACCAGCCACAGUACGGGCAGUCCAUUGGCGCGAAGGGACAUGGACGUGGGAAGUGUACCCCAUGCACCAGGAUUUUGGUGAGACCAGGCUGCGAUUUCGGUGCUCGCUGCAUGUUCUGCCAUCUUGAGCAUCCCAGCCACAUGGACAGCAAGAAGAACCGACAUCGCCCGUGUAAAGCAGCACGGCAACAGUAUAAGCAGACAAUCCAGAAGAUUUACGAGGAGUACAAGGACAACCCCGACAAAAAGAAAAAAGCUCUGGAAAAGAUUGCAGAGACAAGCCCAUACAUGCGAAGCCUUUUGAAGGGCUUGGGCGAGAAAGAUGAGGAUGAAGUUCUUGCACGUUUGGGACAAGCUGUGGAGGAAGAAGAAUUGGCUCCGAGAGUGCCCGGGCUGCAGCGGCCUCCAGGAGAGGUUGGAGCCAGCCCCGCCUCGGCAUCCUCGUCGUCCGCUCCAAGCCCCAAGCCAGAGUCUAAAGCGGGCAAAUCUCUCAUCUCGCUAUAA